Molecule: messenger RNA, 7879 nt
Organism: Dama dama (fallow deer)
Lineage: Eukaryota; Metazoa; Chordata; Mammalia; Artiodactyla; Cervidae
Gene: RBM26
Product: RNA binding motif protein 26
Exons: 24
Coding region: 448-3516 (1022 amino acids)
Biological process (GO): mRNA processing
Cellular component (GO): nucleus
Molecular function (GO): metal ion binding; RNA binding
Source: RefSeq, a predicted model, not a curated record
UGGGGGUGCUGGGAGCCGGGAAGACCCCCCGAAUCGUUUCCAUUCAGCUGCCCUUCGUUUUCGCUUUCUUCACUUUUUCCUCUCCUGCGUUGCCAGCAAGCACCUGGUUUCAGGGCUGAGGGCAAGCCCGUGUCUAGGCGCGUGUCGCGCUCUGGUCCAGGGAGAUUCGCUGGGGUGGAGGGAAGGGGGAGGGCCUGGGCAAACCGUUGCUGCCUCAGCCGGGGCCGGGGUCCGGGGAGGGGGAGCUCUUGGCACCCCGUGGACUCGCGGCCUACGGCGGUCCCCGCGAAGCUGUUCGCCGAUCCGGGCUCGCGGGAACCUGCCACCGGCGCCUCCCACCGCGGCCCACGCGGGCGGCGCGCGGAGUAGGGGGCGGGGGCAGCGGCGGCUGUAGCGGCCGCGACCUGGGCGGGCGGAGGAGUGUGACGGGCCUCGGGGCCGCUGUGGAUGGUUUCUAAAAUGAUCAUUGAAAACUUCGAGGCACUCAAGUCCUGGCUCAGCAAGACUCUCGAGCCCAUCUGUGAUGCAGAUCCAUCAGCCCUGGCAAAGUAUGUUCUCGCUUUGGUAAAGAAAGACAAAAGUGAAAAAGAGUUAAAGGCAUUAUGUAUUGAUCAACUGGAUGUAUUUCUUCAAAAAGAGACACAGAUAUUUGUGGAAAAACUUUUUGAUGCUGUGAAUACAAAGAGUUAUCUACCUCCUCCAGAGCAGCCAUCAUCAGGAAGCUUAAAGGUAGAAUUUUUUCAGCACCAAGAAAAAGAUAUAAAAAAAGAAGAGAUCACAAAGGAGGAAGAGCGAGAGAAGAAGUUUUCUAGAAGGCUAAAUCACAGUCCUCCUCAGUCCAGCUCCCGAUACAGAGAAAAUAGAAGUCGUGAUGAGAGGAAAAAAGAUGAUCGUUCUCGCAAAAGAGAUUAUGAUCGAAACCCCCCUCGAAGAGAUUCAUACAGAGACCGGUACAACAGAAGACGAGGGCGAAGUCGCAGUUACAGCAGGAGUCGGAGUCGAAGUUGGAGUAAAGAGAGGCUUCGUGACAGAGAUAGGGAUAGAAGCAGGACUAGAAGCAGGAGCAGGACACGAAGCAGGGAAAGGGAUCUGGUAAAACCUAAAUAUGACCUGGAUAGAGCAGAUCCAUUAGAAAACAAUUAUACUCCAGUCUCUUCGGUACCUAAUAUUUCAUCUGGCCACUACCCUGUACCUACUUUGAGCAGCACUAUUACAGUAAUUGCUCCUACUCAUCAUGGUAACAACACUACCGAAAGUUGGUCUGAAUUUCAUGAAGACCAGGUGGACCAUAAUUCAUACGUAAGACCACCAAUGCCAAAGAAACGGUGUAGAGACUAUGAUGAAAAGGGUUUCUGUAUGAGAGGAGACAUGUGCCCGUUUGAUCAUGGAAGUGACCCAGUAGUUGUAGAAGAUGUCAAUCUUCCUGGUAUGCUGCCUUUCCCAGCACAGCCUCCUGUUGUUGAAGGACCACCUCCUCCUGGACUCCCUCCUCCACCACCAAUUCUUACACCCCCGCCUGUGAAUCUGAGACCCCCUGUGCCACCGCCAGGCCCAUUACCACCCAGUCUACCGCCUGUCACAGAUGAUAUUUCUUAUUCUUUGGUUUUGACAGGACCACCACCUCCACUUCCUCCUUUGCAACCGUCUGGCAUGGAUGCGCCCCCAAACUCUGCAACCAGCUCUGUUCCUACUGUGGUAACAACUGGCAUUCAUCACCAGCCGCCUCCUGCUCCUCCCUCUCUUUUUACUGCAGUUUUUGUAUUACCAGAUACAUAUGACACAGAUGGCUACAAUCCUGAAGCCCCAAGCAUAACAAACACUUCCAGACCAAUGUAUAGACACAGAGUGCAUGCACAAAGGCCCAACUUGAUAGGGCUCACAUCAGGGGAUAUGGAUUUGCCACCCAGAGAAAAGCCUCCUAAUAAAAGCAGUAUGAGGAUAGUAGUGGAUUCAGAGUCAAGGAAAAGAACCAUUGGUUCUGGGGAGCCUGGAGUUCCUACAAAGAAGACUUGGUUUGAUAAACCAAAUUUUAAUAGAACAAACAGCCCAGGCUUCCAGAAAAAGGUUCAGUUUGGAAAUGAAAAUACGAAACUUGAACUUAGGAAAGUUCCUCCAGAAUUAAAUAAUAUCAGCAAACUUAAUGAGCAUUUUAGUCGAUUUGGAACCUUGGUUAACUUGCAGGUUGCCUAUAAUGGGGAUCCUGAAGGUGCCCUUAUCCAAUUUGCAACAUACGAAGAAGCAAAGAAAGCGAUAUCAAGUACAGAAGCAGUGCUAAAUAAUCGAUUUAUUAAAGUUUACUGGCACAGAGAAGGAAGCACCCAGCAGUUGCAAACUACUUCUCCAAAGGUAAUGCAGCCUUUAGUUCAGCAGCCCAUUUUGCCUGUUGUGAAGCAGUCAAUCAAAGAGCGGUUGGGUCCAGUACCUUCAAGUACUAUUGAGCCAGCAGAAGCCCAGAGUGCCAGUUCAGACCUUCCUCAGAAUGUAACUAAGUUAUCUGUGAAGGACAGGUUGGGUUUUGUAUCAAAGCCAUCUGUUUCAGCAACUGAAAAGGUGUUGUCUACAUCUACUGGCCUAACAAAAACGGUGUAUAAUCCAGCUGCUUUGAAGGCUGCACAAAAAACCUUACUUGUUUCCACUUCUGCAGUUGAUAAUAAUGAAGCACAGAAAAAAAAGCAGGAGGCAUUGAAACUUCAGCAAGAUGUAAGGAAAAGGAAACAAGAAAUUUUAGAAAAGCACAUUGAAACACAGAAGAUGUUAAUUUCAAAACUGGAGAAAAACAAAGCAAUGAAGUCUGAAGAUAAAGCAGAAAUAAUGAAAACUUUAGAGGUUUUGACUAAAAAUAUUACCAAGUUGAAAGAUGAGGUCAAAGCUGCUUCUCCUGGACGCUGUCUUCCAAAAAGUAUAAAAACUAAGACUCAGAUGCAGAAAGAGUUGCUUGACACAGAACUGGAUUUAUAUAAGAAGAUGCAAGCUGGAGAAGAAGUCACUGAACUUAGGAGAAAGUACACAGAAUUACAGCUGGAGGCUGCAAAGCGAGGGAUUCUUUCAUCUGGUCGUGGUAGAGGAGUUCAUUCACGAGGUCGAGGUGCAGCUCAUGGCCGAGGCAGGGGUCGAGGCCGAGGUCGAGGUGUGCCUGGUCAUGCUGUGGUGGAUCACCGUCCCAGGGCAUUGGAGAUUUCUGCAUUUACAGAGAGUGAUAGAGAAGAUCUUCUUCCUCACUUUGCGCAAUAUGGUGAAAUUGAAGAUUGUCAGAUUGAUGACUCUUCACUUCAUGCAGUAAUUACAUUCAAGACACGAGCAGAAGCUGAAGCAGCUGCAGUUCAUGGAGCUCGUUUCAAAGGGCAGGAUCUAAAGCUGGCAUGGAAUAAGCCAGUAACUAAUAUUUCAGCUGUUGAAACAGAAGAAGUUGAACCUGAUGAAGAGGAAUUUCAGGAAGAGUCUUUGGUGGAUGAUUCAUUACUUCAAGAUGAUGAUGAAGAAGAAGAGGACAAUGAAUCUCGUUCUUGGAGAAGAUGAUUUGACUGAUCAUUGAUCUGCAUAUGAUAGAACUCUACCUGUGUUUCAUUAGUAUUAUCUAAUGUACUUUUACAUAUUUGUAAAAACAAUUUUUGGUAAAAUGUGAUGAAGAUGGAUUUCACAAAUAGACAAAAGAGAAGAAAACUACCUUCUGAAUCCUGUAUUUUGAAAGAUUGAUGUUUGCGUUUUAUUUCAGUAAACAAUUGGUAAAGACAUCACACUAGAAACAUAUGCAAUGUUUUUAUUACUUACUGAACAUUACAGAAUUCUUUGGGUUCUUUGUAAUUUAAUGAAUAGGUCUGAAGACUUAAUGACCAAUACUUGUUAUAACUUAGAGAAUUUUGUUUUACUCCAAAUAAGGAAUGAAUUUGCAUUUAAAAUCUUAAUGAAUGUUUUCAAAAAAUGAAUAGAUAACAUAGUACUCUUAACUGAAGUCUCCAAGUUAUGUAUUCAUAAUAUUACAUAGUAGUAUGCUUAGGCUUUACUAUGUAUUAGCCUUUUGUUGGACUUGUGUAUGUAUUUUACCAUAUGGGUUUUAAUGAUAACGGUGUAUGACUGCUUUGCAUUUGAGUCCUUAUGCAUUCAGAUGUUAAAAAAUAAAGUGGAAUGGUCUCUUGAAAAGAAAAGAAAAGAAAAAAGCAAUGACAAAAAAAAAAAGACAAUGUUCCUUGAUUUAAAAAAAGAAAAAAGAAAAAAAAAAAAGAAAAGAAAAAGAAUUAAAAUAAAUAGACCAUUCCAGAUGGUGAUCUACCCUUCUCCCCAGUUAUCACAAAGGAGCUAUAAUCACUAACUUAUUCUUAAUAAUGGUUACUGGUACCUUUACAAUAAUGUACAAUCCAUUGUUUAAAAUUUAUACCACUUCAGUUUGGUUUGAUCCUAUAAACUUUCAACAGAUGUCUUAAAAUUUAAAAGCAGGCUGAUUAGUUUGGAACCAGACUUCAAGUAGAGAUAACAUUUGGUGAAUAAGAAAACAUCACAUUACAUUUUGGAUGUAUGAAAGAAAACUUGACCAUUUGAAGAUGUAUGAAUAAAGAAAUGUACUAUAGAUACUACUUUAGGAAAGCACUGUUUGUAGUCGUGAAAGAUGCCAAAUUGGCAGAGGCUCACGUUUCUUCUCUUUACACCAAACAGCAGAGGGAGAUCAUCAUUGCCUGAAUUUAGCUUUGUGACUACAACAGCAAGACCUGUUCCUGUCUGGAGACGACUGUUAUAAUAUGAUACUAUCACUUUAUGUUUGCCCUUUACCAGUUUGAAUAGAUGUUUACAUGUACCAUAAUUAGCAUUUUUAUUUUUCCAGUUCUUUUAGGGUACAUCUGAGUCCAGAAGUAAAUCUGAGUGUGUGCUUUGUCUGAUGUUAUAUUUAAAUGUUUUCUCCCCUUUAUAGCCGUUUGUUUUUAAACACUCUUAAGAAGGAAAAAAAAAAAUCCUCUUGGUUUUCCUAACAUGAAAUGAGUUUUCAGGCUCAGCCAAGUUGAAAUUGUAUCUAGGAAAUCUAUGAAGCCAUGAUACUAUGUUCAUCAGCAUGAACAAUCUAGAAUGAUGAAAGUGAUUAAAAAGUUAAACCGUGGUUUGGCUUUAAUUUUUCUGGGCUUUAGGAUAUGUUUCUGGAGUUAGGAUGGUUACUUACAGUAAUUUUGAACAAAUGGUUAAAAUAUUUUUUUCACAUGGUAAUAACUUGCCUGUUUCUUCUAAAUAUAUUUAUUGAAGUCUAUGCCAAGGCCACUUACCCAAAUAAUUUUUAAAAAUUCUUAACUCUUCAAAAUCAACAAGGAGAAUAAUUUGCUUUUCAAGUAGUAUGGGAUGAUCUGUGAAUUAUAAAUAUUGAGAAAUAUCUAAUGAAUGUCUGAUUUACACAGUAUUUCCUUGUUUUCUUUACUUGCAACCAAGACAUCAAAGACAAUCUUAAAAGCAAGGGGAAAUAGUGUGUCUAACACUGUUAGACUGUAGUUUUCCUGCCUUAAGAGGUGUAUGUCUGUGUUAUUUGUUUAUAAGCAAUAUGGUGUAGAAUUAUUUAUAAAGAGUGAAGUUAAAUUUUAUUCUAAAUUUUCAUCCAAAAUACCCUCUUUAUAAUGGGCACCAUAAAGUUUUCAGUUAUUGAUUUGUUAGUAUUCCUUCUUAGAUUCUCAUUAACAUUUUAGAAGUUAGAAGUUACACUUAAUCGCAACUUUUCAUUAAAAGGGUCCAAAUUAUAUUUGAUUCUCUUCACCCUUGUUUUCCUUUUGUUUUUAGUUCCAUUCAGCCAUGCUCACAUUUUCACCUUUUUGUGCAAAGUUAACUAUUCUGCAAGCACUUUCUCUUGAGUAUGCAUUGCAUUUGUUGUCAGGAAAAAAGAAUGAAUACAUCAGACAUAAUGUAAAUUAUCUAUUUUGACUCAUAUUAAUUGAAAACAGCAUGGUUAAUGUAGACUUGGUUUAAAGGAACAGUAAGUAUUUUGGAAAUUUUUCUUACCUAUGACCUUGUAGCCUACAAGGCAUUUUAAAAAUUAGACUUUUGUAUUAGUGCACAUUGUAAACUAACAUGUAGCCGCUGGGAAUUCAGAGAUAUUUUCCCAGGUCAGUUCAGUAUUUUUUCUUUAUAAGGAAAGAGUCUCUGUCUGUGUAAUAGUUAGAAUAGUUCUAACGUGCUGGUCUGAAAACCCAAAGAUAAUUCUCUGAAGAGACCAUACUUGCUGUUAACAGCUUUGGGUUGAUUAAUAGCUGUGGAUCACAUACCACUACUCUCUCUUAUUUUGUCAUCUUCCUCUUCCCCCCCCCCCCCUUGCUUUUAAAUUAAAAACAAAAUAAAGCAAAAUGAAAUUGAACAUGCCAUUGGGAUCAGAAAUUGAGAUGAUUUAAUUGUCGUUAAAAUCAUUGCACUUUUUGAAAAAUUGCUUUGCGAUCUGGUAGGUCAGGUACAUAUUUUAGUAAGUUCUCAUGUUUAUUAAUUAAAGAUGAGGAUUUUCAUUAUUUCCCUGAAGAAGAUUCUCAUGGAGCUAUAUGUAGAUAACUGUACAGAAUCACUUUUGUGUAAUUGAAUGAAGCAGUUUACCUCUGCCUGAUUACAUUAUGAAAGCCUUUUAUAUAUCUUUAUAUUUUUCAAUAUACCUAGAUAUUACACUAUUAGCUGCCCUAGUCAUGCUAUAUGUGUUGUUUUUUUUUCAAAUAGAGUUUAUAAAUAUUUGUGCUCAAAGUACAGAUCAAUUGAAUAUUUUUGGUCUUGUUUACAAGAGAAAUAAUACUUUAAAGCGAUGCAGCCCCUCAAGUGUCUUAGGAAAAAGUCAUUGGUGCUACAAAACCUUUCAAUAUCAUUUUUCAACCUGUUAUCCAGACUUUGCUGAGCUUAAAUCUAUGAUUGCUUAUAACUUAAUCUAAUCUAGCAGCAUAAUUAUAAAAGUGGUCUGUGAUGAGUCAGGUAAAGAGCCCAGCCAAUUAGAAACACCCUGUAAUUUAAAGAGAAGGAUGCAGAAUGACAUUAUGCUAAUUGGUGUCCAACUUCCGAGAAAGAAAAUAUUUUCUUCAAUUUGUCAGCAGCUCUUUUGAUAAGAGGAAUUGUGUCAAUAUGACUAGGCUAAAAAAAAAAAAGAUACAUUGAGCAUGGCUCAAUUUUCCCAAUUGCAAAUGGAAAACGUUUCUAGUCCUAAAAAAUGGUGUAAUCCUCUUCUGCUUUCAAUUCCCAUCUGUCUUUUACUCAUCAGGAGGCAGGGUAAUUCUUAAAUAUUUAUAGAACAUUUGAUGAGUUGUAAAGAGAUGUAUUAUUUACAUUGUACAAGUUGCGUGUUGAUGUGCAGAUUUUCUGCAUCUGCAAGACUUCAUUCCAGCACCUUAGUGAAUGUUCUUAAGAUACAAUUUUUAAGUAUCAGCAAAGCAUUCAUAGAUGUUUACUUUUGAUUCUCAGAAUCCUGAACCUGUUUUGGGUGUGAUAUUACUUCAGAACAUGUCUGGCACAAGAUUUCCUUUAAUAGUGGUUUAGUUUAACUUAAUUUCUGUGGAUUGUUGAACCUAAAAACACCAAAGGAAUUCCUUCUUGUCUGGAGACUGGGUUAUUCCAGUUCUUAAUACCUGUGCCCAUAAGUAUCCCAUUUCAUGAAUGUGUGUUGGCAUGGGGGAAAAAUUCCCUGCUCUUUGAGUGGAGCGAAAGUAAUUGGUUAAGCUGUAGCAGCUUUUUUGUUUAUUUCUAAAGUGAUAAAACUUGAAAAUGGUAAAACUUGAACUAGAAAACUACUCUUGUAUGCCUAGAAUGUUUAUAGUAUUACGUGUUUCUGUGGGGUUGUCAACAUUUUUUAUUAUUUAUAGUUGAAUUAUGUUGUUUUGUUUGUUAAUACCCAUAAUGUUUAUUAUUUUUAUAUUUUGAAAAUUUUUAAAAUAAAAUAGUCUUACUAAAAGCA